GCGGGCUGGCGGCUCGGCGCUCGUCUGGCGGCGCCUGCCCGUGUGGUGGUUUCCGGCGGACGUGGUGAGAGUCGCACGCGCAGCGGGGAAGGUGUGAGUUGUGAACGGCCCGGGUCUCCGCCAUGGCCUCUCUACUCGCCAAGGACGCCUAUCUGCAGAGCCUGGCCAAGAAGAUCUGCUCCCAUUCGGGCCCGGAGCAGCAGGCGCGGACGCGGGCUGGCAAAACUCGAGGCUCAGAAGCUGCAGGGCCCCCAAAAAAGAAAAGGAAGAAAACACAAAAGAAAUUCCGGGAGCGGGAAGAGAAGGCUGCUGAGCACAAGGCCAAGUCCUUGGGAGAGAAGUCUCUAGCAGCCUCUGGGGCCAGGAGGCCUGAGGCAGCCAAAGAGGAAGCAGCUUGGGCUUCCAGUUCAGCAGGGAACCCUGCAGAUGGCCUGGCCACUGAGCCUGAGUCUGUCUUUGCACUGGAUGUUCUGCGACAGCGACUGCAUGAGAAGAUCCAGGAGGCCCGGGGCCAGGGCAGUGCCAAGGAGCUGUCCCCUGCCGCCCUGGAGAAAAAGCGGAGAAGAAAGCAGGAACGGGACCGGAAGAAGAGGAAGCGAAAGGAGCUGCGGGCGAAAGAGAAGGCCAGGAAGGCUGAGGAGGCCGCGGAGGCCCAGGAGGCGGUGGAGCCAACGCCAGAGGGGGCCUGCACGGAGCCGCGGGAGCCACCGGGGCUGAUCUUCAAUAAGGUGGAGGUGAGCGAAGACGAGCCGGCCAGCAAGGCUCAGCGCAGAAAGGAGAAGAGGCAGAGGGUGAAAGGGAACCUCACGCCGCUGACCGGGAGGAACUACCGGCAGCUGCUGGAGCGCCUGCAGGCACGGCAGAGCCGGCUGGACGAGCUGCGCGACCAGGAUGAGGGGAAGGCGCAAGAGCUGGAGACCAAGAUGAAGUGGACCAACCUCCUAUACAAGGCGGAGGGCGUGAAGAUCCGCGAUGACGAACGCCUGCUGCAGGAGGCCCUGAAGCGGAAGGAGAAGCGCAGGGCGCAGCGGCAGCGCGGGUGGGAGAAGCGCACAGCCGGCGUGGUGGAGAAGAUGCAGCAGCGCCAGGACCGGCGUCGGCAGAACCUGCGCAGGAAGAAGGCGGCCCGCGCCGAGCGCCGCCUGCUCAGGGCCCGCAAGAAGGGCCGCAUCCUGCCGCAGGACCUGGAGCGCGCAGGCCUGGUCUGAGCCUUUCCCACCGGGGGUGCCGUCUCUGUCCUGGGAGGCUCCAGGGGACCCUCUGAGUCCUUGAUGCAGGCUCUGUCCCAGGAUCUCCACAGACCGCGGCCUCUGCGUGUGAGGGGGACACUGUCGUGCUCUGCUGAGUUGUGAGGGCUCAGAUCACGUGUGUGAAAGAGAAUGUUUCUGCGUCAUCCUUGAAAACAGGGUCUGGGGCCUUCAGACCCAGGGAAAGGGCGAGCCACACUGGGGCCCAGCCUGCUUUCCUGGGCCCGAAAGCUUCCCCGAGGUUUGCAGGGUCAGGGAGGAGGAACGGUGGGGGUGGGCAGUCACUGCCCCUUCCCCCCUGCCUGUGUUCUCAGGGGCCACAGGACAGAAGAGGGUGGCCUCUGCUGCCGAGCCACGUUAGUCCGCAGCUGACUAGAACAGAGGACAGCCCUGAGGUGUGGCGUGUGGGCACCUUUCACUCGGGAGUGGUGGGAGCACGUCCAGGCGUGAUGCGUCCUGGGGCAGAACGCCACGUCUCCUCCCCCUUCUCUUGGCUUCUGCCUGUUGGGGUCUCAUUCCUUUCUGUUCCUCAGUGCCUCUGGGCGGCAUUUCACCUCCGAAUUCAGAGGGAGGGAGGGAGCAGUACCUUCCCAGAGUCCACGCGUGUGAGUUGGGUCAAGUGCAUUGGCCCAAGGGAAAGACAGAGUAAAAGCUGGAGAGAGUGAAGUGAAUGGAAGAUACAAAAUGUAAUGGAAGAAUUAAAUCCAAAGCUCCAGGCAAUCAAAAUGAAUGCAGGUUGAAUAAACUCAGGUGAAUUUUAGUGGCACGUGGAUGAUAACGCUGUAAAUAAAAUUCUUUUGAUGAAACUCUCCAGUUAACUAGACGAAAAUUGUAAUCUAAAGGGAGCUGGUGUGACUUUUAAUAGUGUCUACUGAUGAAAAAGCCCUGUGAAAGAUCAGAUGUGAGAUGGGUAUGAGCUUGAGCCUAGGAGACAGACACAACAGUAUCUGGAAAGAAUACAUAGUCCUUCCAAGCGUAUAUGGAACAUGGAUGGGAAUUGACCACCUACUUUGUCUAGAAAAGAAGUCGUAAGAUAUUUCAAGGAAUCAGUGUCGUUACCUGACCAUAUCCCAAUGUCGUUAAAAAAUUUUUGAGCUAA
Messenger RNA from Rhinopithecus roxellana (golden snub-nosed monkey), 2346 nucleotides. RefSeq names its product surfeit 6 (gene SURF6). Gene Ontology annotation, molecular function: DNA binding; RNA binding. Gene Ontology annotation, cellular component: nucleolus. Bases 123 to 1208 code for a protein of 361 amino acids. Gene Ontology annotation, biological process: ribosomal small subunit biogenesis; ribosomal large subunit biogenesis. NCBI's taxonomy places the organism in Eukaryota, Metazoa, Chordata, Mammalia, Primates, Cercopithecidae. The transcript is spliced from 5 exons. The record is from RefSeq and is a predicted model, not a curated record.